Lactuca saligna is the source of this 504-nucleotide messenger RNA. The record is from the annotation of a GenBank genome assembly. NCBI's taxonomy places the organism in Eukaryota, Viridiplantae, Streptophyta, Magnoliopsida, Asterales, Asteraceae.
AUGGUUUAUAACAUGGACCUUUCAAGCAAUAAACUUGUUGGAAAAACACUGGUCGAGCUAACUACACUGAUCAAGUUGGUGGGUCUCAACUUGUCUAACAAUCAUCUCAGUGGGGGUAUUCCACACAAAAAUGGAAACAUGAUGAAGUUAGAAUCUCUCAAUUUAUCUCGAAACAAGUUGACUGGGAUGAUCCCUCGGAGGAAUAGAGAUCCCUAUGGACCUCCAUUGACCAACAAUUCCUCAAAGUUAGGAGAAGGUCCAACACCAACAAUAAGAAGCAAGAAGAAAUACAGAGCAGCUAAUGAGAAGAUGAAGGUAUGGUUGUUUUAUGUGUACACAAUUUGUGGAUUUGCAAUAGGGUUUUGGGGUGUUAUUUGGGUCUUGUUGUUCAAGAAGCAGUGUAGACAGAAGCUUUUCAUGUUUGCUGAGAAAACCAUGGACAAUAUUUAUGUUGCAGUCCUGAUAAGAGUUAACAAGAUCAAGAGAGGAAGACAAGCCUCAUAG